This is a messenger RNA of Suillus bovinus, 1449 nucleotides long. RefSeq names its product glycosyltransferase family 15 protein. The transcript is spliced from 12 exons. The record is from RefSeq and is a predicted model, not a curated record. Gene Ontology annotation, biological process: cell wall mannoprotein biosynthetic process; protein N-linked glycosylation. The coding region runs from base 113 to 1261 and encodes 382 amino acids. Gene Ontology annotation, cellular component: Golgi apparatus; membrane. Gene Ontology annotation, molecular function: alpha-1,2-mannosyltransferase activity. NCBI's taxonomy places the organism in Eukaryota, Fungi, Basidiomycota, Agaricomycetes, Boletales, Suillaceae.
ACCGUGACCAACAGCCGUCUUACAUCCUCAAUUUUUCUCCUGCAUUUACCAUCAAGUUACCUUUCUUUUUAUUUGUGUUAAUAAAGAUCCCAAAGGGACUAGCACUGGAAAGAUGAUGACUCCGAUGCGUUGCAUCUUGCUUGUCUUGGGCGUUAUUAUUCCAAUUCACUACAUUCUGAGCUUUGCAUAUGAGGAAUACGGAAAGGCGACAUUCAUCUCAAGUAUCGCAGGAAAAUGGACUGGUCCGAAGUUAAGCCCUCCCUACAAAACACCCGUGCCCGACGAGUACUACAAACCUGAUUCGCUCAUGCACUUACAAGACCGCAAAGCGAACGCCUCGUUUGUCAUACUUGUACGGAACUCUGAGCUUUGGGGAAUCAUGAGCAGUAUGAAGCAACUCGAGGAUAGGUUCAACAGGAAGUUCCAGUAUCCUUAUGUCUUCCUGAAUGACCAACCUUUUACGCAGAACUUCAAGGACCACAUACGGGCCUUGACCAAUAGCACGGUCGAAUUCGGUCUCAUCCCACCCGACCAUUGGCAUCAACCAUCAUGGAUCGAUGAAGAUCAAGCAAGCAAAUCUCGCGAUGACAUGGUUAGGGGCAAUGUAAUUUACGGAGGUAGUGUUUCAUACCGGAAUAUGUGUCGCUUUAACUCUGGCUUCUUCUAUCGACAUGAGCUCUUGCAGCAAUACCGGUACUAUUGGAGAGUCGAGCCAGACAUUAAGUUGUUCUGCGACGUGGACUAUGAUCCCUUUCUUGUGAUGCAAGACCAUAACAAGGUGUAUGGCUUUACCAUAUCAAUAUAUGAAAUCCAAGCUACUGUUCCAACGCUAUGGAACGUUGUAAAGUCUUUCAUCAAUGCUAAUCCUGACUUUGUGACUCCUGGCAAUGCGAUGGAAUUCCUCUCUGAUGAUGGCGGAGAGUCCUACAAUAUGUGUCACUUCUGGAGCAACUUUGAAAUUGCAGAUCUUGAUUUCUGGCGAGGCGAGGCAUAUUCGAAAUUCUUCGAAUAUCUUGAUGAGCAGGGUGGAUUCUAUUAUGAGCGUUGGGGAGAUGCACCAGUUCAUAGCAUCGGAGCUGCACUGUUCGCGAAGAAGGAGCAAAUUCACUUUUUCAAUGACAUCGGGUAUGAACACGAGCCCUUCCUGCACUGUCCACAGGGAGAUGUGUACACCAAAGGAAAAUGUUGGUGCGACCCUGAUGAGAAUGUCGACUAUCAGCGGUAUUCAUGCCUGAAACGAUACGAUAGGCUAUUCUCGUAGGUCGAAAUAUUCAGUGCUAUCAUGGCGUAUGUUCCUAGCAGUGAUGUGUAUGCUGCACUCCACGAUCUGUCUAGUACUAUCUGAGACAUAUUCACGAUGGACUGACUGCACCUAGUCAUUGAUGUGAUUUUGACUUAGAGACGAAAACACGUCAAAGUACGGAGCUGAGUCAUCGAGCGGAUUGAAGU